Messenger RNA from Mytilinidion resinicola, 621 nucleotides. RefSeq lists its product as uncharacterized. The transcript has 2 exons. The record is from RefSeq and is a predicted model, not a curated record. Bases 1 to 621 code for a protein of 206 amino acids. NCBI's taxonomy places the organism in Eukaryota, Fungi, Ascomycota, Dothideomycetes, Mytilinidiales, Mytilinidiaceae.
AUGCCACCACCAAAUCUUCUCACGCUCCCCAGGGAGAUUCGCCAGCUGAUUGUCUCGGAGACAUUCGUGACCUCCAUCAGUCCAAACUCGCAAACUUUGGACAAGAACCCCACCCAUGCUUCUGCAUAUGUUUCUGCGCCCCUCAACAGAGUCUGCAGGAUAUUACAAGCAGACAUCGCCGCUAUAGCCCCAAGAUUGCUAGACGCCAUCAGCCCAGGAGGCUCUUCUGAACCGGCGAAGUACGGCCUUGAGAACAAGUUCGACCUCCAAGCUUUGUUCUGGGUGGCGACGUUUUGCAUGCUUCAGAAGAUCGUGGCCUUCACCACCAUUCCGAAUUCUGGGCUUGGUACUGGUGUCCAGAGCGGCUAUCUCUCGUUUGGAGUGGUUGAAAGGCUCCCGGAGAGCCAGGUGGAUGCAUUGGUCCAGUUGCCGAGGGAGGUGUGUAAUGGACUAUAUCCCCGCAAUACUAGCCGUACUGUGGAAGAUGAUGCCCUUGCCAUGGAUUAUUUUAAGCACGUAAAGGAGAAGCGAGAUAGCUUGGAGCAGUUGAAAAGCGAAGAGACCGAGUGUGAGAAUAAAGAGCCGUCAAGGAAGAAGCGGAGGCUGGACAGGCAGAAUUAG